GACCCAAGCAACAAGAAAAGCAUUCAAAAGGGCAGGCGUUUGAACUUUGAAAAGUCAAAGUUAUCUGAUUUCAAAUACAACACACCAGGAAAGACCAAAAUCUGCGUCUUUGUGAUUGUACAAAGUGUUUGAUGAAAGUAAGGUUUUUGUUAACCGGGAUGUCCCCGGGCCGCAUCCAACACAGCUUCUCUGGGACUCCCCACAAAGACCUUUCUUUGCGCAUCUUUGUUCAAACACCCAAUAAUUCUCCCUAGUGUUUGUGUUACAUAGGACCCAAAACUUUCUGGGUUGUUCUCUCUCAUCUUCACAUAAUUUAGAGUCCAAAGUGAGAGAAAGAGAGAAGAGAGGGAAAUGUUUGAUUACUACCACCAACUUGCCGCUAGUCCCUCUUACCAAGAUUCCCUUAAAGUUCUUGAGGCUGAUAUUCAGCAUGCCAACAUGCUGGCAGAUUCUAUUCCACGAGGCAAGAGUGGUGCCUGCCUUCAAAUGAAGUUGGUCUACCAUCAUUUGGCACCCAUUUUACUGUUUUUGCUUCAGUGGAUGGAUUGCUCAUGUACCUGUCUACUUUCAAGCUAUUUAAGACUUUUUCAUAUAAUUGUCUAUAAGGUACACCCUGAUGGGAAGCCAAAUGUCUCUUCAUGUGGAAGAAGAGCUACUGUUAGAGAAUUCUACGCUGUUAUAUUACCAUCUCUUCAGCAUCUCAGUGGCAACUCGUCAGAGUUAGAUAUUACUCAAGAGGAAGGUAGCUGCUUUGAAAUGUUUGUCAGCAAGAAAUUGGAAAAGAAGAGGAAGAUUUUAGAUGUGGACUUGGAGAGAGAAGAUGAGUGUGGAAUCUGCUUGGAGCCUUGCACUAAAAUGGUUGUGCCAAAUUGCUGCCAUGCCAUGUGCAUCAACUGUUACCACAACUGGAAUGCAAGGUCAGAAUCUUGCCCAUUUUGCCGCGGAAGUUUAAAAAGAGUGAAUUCAGGAGACUUGUGGGUUCUGACAUGUGGUAGUGAUGUGGUUGACCCUCAAUCUUUGCUGGCGGAGGAUAUGUUGCGCUUCAGUCUUUAUAUAAACAGCCUACCUAGGGAUAUCCCAGAUGCUCUGUUCUUAAUGUAUUACGAGUACUUGUUAUAACCCGAGAGACGUGAAGGAUGAUGCAUAGAAACUGAAAAAUGCUGAUCACCACCUGUAUAUUUUCUGGUGAGGUUUUCACAUAAAGAUUUUAUUCAACUUGAUAUUUGGGUGGGAAAAUGUACAUCCUCUGAAUAAAGACCCGGUUUUUAAUUUUGAAA
Molecule: messenger RNA, 1277 nt
Organism: Juglans microcarpa x Juglans regia
Lineage: Eukaryota; Viridiplantae; Streptophyta; Magnoliopsida; Fagales; Juglandaceae
Product: E3 ubiquitin-protein ligase AIRP2-like
Exons: 5
Coding region: 352-1119 (255 amino acids)
Biological process (GO): protein ubiquitination
Molecular function (GO): ubiquitin protein ligase activity
Source: RefSeq, a predicted model, not a curated record